AUGGGGAUUGCCGAUUGUAGAGAUCAUGGUGUGAAAUACGGUCACUUUCUUAUAUUUUCUCUCAAUUGUUUUACUAGCAGAGUGAAAAUUGAAGCAAUUUUGAGACUAUGUGCUUUGUUAACACUUUUAAUGGCUGCCAUAAUUAUGAUUACAGACGUCCAAACCAGGUUAUACUUUGGUGUGUACAAAAUGAAAGUCAGCUAUAAAUUGGCGGUUAUUUUAAAAAUCACAUUCGAUGCUGAUUUAAUUUUCUUUCUUAUCGUUGUCAAGGUGGUAGCGUACGUUGUUUUUGCUAUAAUGUGUGCCUCGACCCAAAUAGCAUUCCUCGCAUUAUUUGGCUCCCAUGAUCUCGAAUGGAUGAAACUAUGCAGCAAAUAUGUAAGGUUUUGCGUUCAAAUUGGUGGUUCCAUAGCUUGUGGUGGUGUGGCAUCCAUCUUACUGGCUGUAAUUUCGGGCAUUUCAACCUUCAAUUUGUUUAGAUGGUAUUCUCCAAACUUCUUGUGCUUAAAGCCCAAGAAGAUUGGUAUAGCAGCGCCUACUACUCGCUAGCUACAUACAUGAAUUAUGUUUUUGGUAUAAAGACAUAAUUCAAUGUACAAUAAUUUAUGUAUACCUACAAUAUAUAAAUACAUAUGUUGUAUACGAAGUAUCGGUUUAGAUAAUAUAAGUACUAAUAGUUUUUAGACAUGACAAUUUUCUUACACAAAAAAAGUGUACAUAGAGUUAAUAUUGUACUACGUUACUACUACCUUUGUACCUUGUGUUCGGACCGGAAGGAAUGGGGUGGUUGGUUACUUACAGUAUUUAUUACUAAGGGUGUAAAAGAUUUUAUUCUUAGCUUGUUUAUCAUAUUGCUAAAACUUAAAAUCUCGAUAAUCUUAUUCUCCUUU
This is a messenger RNA of Chenopodium quinoa (quinoa), 890 nucleotides long. RefSeq names its product CASP-like protein XL3. Lineage: Eukaryota; Viridiplantae; Streptophyta; Magnoliopsida; Caryophyllales; Amaranthaceae. The transcript is spliced from 3 exons. The coding region runs from base 1 to 549 and encodes 182 amino acids. The record is from RefSeq and is a predicted model, not a curated record.